Molecule: messenger RNA, 2329 nt
Organism: Nothobranchius furzeri (turquoise killifish)
Lineage: Eukaryota; Metazoa; Chordata; Actinopteri; Cyprinodontiformes; Nothobranchiidae
Gene: srrd
Product: SRR1 domain containing
Biological process (GO): microtubule-based process
Cellular component (GO): cytoplasm; nucleus
Source: RefSeq, a predicted model, not a curated record
AAACAGAACAAUGUGUUGCACUUGAAUAGGUCAUCUGCGUUUCCAUUUUUAGCGUACAGCUCUCAAAAUGCUAAAUUUGGUUUUGAGUUCCAUGUUUUUAUGAUACUUACGUUUGGAAAUGUAUGUACUUAUGUAAAUUACAUCUGGCAAUUCACACAAAUGUCGUACAUAUCCGAUGAAUGGCAGGUAGCUCGGCGUCGAAAAGGUGUAUGUAGGAAAUUUAAAUCUCAUCAAGUUCCUCUAAACUCACCAUCAUGCCAUCAGGAGCAACUGGAUGUUGGAAAACUCAUCAGAAGAAUCAGAGACAACAUGUUUGAACUAAAGUACGAAGAUUUUUGGAAAGACUGGAAUGAGAAUUUCCAGGCAGCAGCAGCAUCCCUAAAACCUCCAGGGGACAGUGACACUGAAAAUCAGCUGGAAAAAGCCCCAGAAGAAACACUGAUGUGUGUUUGUUAUGGUCUUGGGUCUUUUUCUUCAUGUGUAGCCGCUCGCUACCAACUUGCCAUGUUGCUGCUUCUUCUGGAUGCGAGACAGAUUUUACUGCGGGACUGCUAUGUUUAUGAUCCUGCCUUCUCCUUUGCUGAAAAGAAUGUCUUAAGAGAGCUGGGUUUGACUGUACUCACAGAAAAUGAGGAGGGGAAGCGUUUGGCCACAAAACCCACUCUCUUUUAUCUAAUGCACUGUGGAAAAGCCCUUUACAACAACCUCCUGUGGAAGAACUGGAGCAUACAAGGUUUAUCUCAGGUGUUGAUCAUUGGAAACAGCUUUAACGGCAUAAAAGAGAGGACCAUUGAGCGGGAGCUGAAGCGGGACUACAGUUACAUCAGUAAGGCUGUGGAUUUGUGUGAGGAGAGACUUCUUCCUUGCCCAUCUCAUCAGAUUGAUGUGUUUGGUGAUACAGCUGUGAUCACCUUUCCUUCAGAAAGCUUAAACAGACUCACACAGUCUUUUUGGACAGAGCCACCCGAGCCUCAGUACCUAGACUGCUCAGAUUUGGAAAUUACACUGAGAGAAUCAUCUCCAUCAGAAACUCUUCUGACAGGUGACUCAUAGCAGUACACACGUUUUAGUCUGGAAGCUAAUUUUAUAUACAUUCACUCCUCGUAGAGCUUCUUUUUGCAAAUGUUUAGUUACCUAAGUUGAAAGUCCUUGCAGUUUGACAGCAAAUAAAAAAGCAGCAUGAUUGCAGUUGAUAGUAGCUGUGAUAAAAUAGAAACUACAAACAUAGAAAUGUACACUGAAAUGGCAAAAGCAACAUCAGGCUUCAUUCAAAGUGAUCUGCAUUAUAUUUUUCUAUACUACAAAGUCUUAGAAAAACAAAACACGAUACUGGCUCAUCAAAAGAAAAUUCCAAUUUAUCUUUUUUUGUGUGUUAUUUUUUUGUUAUUUAUUUAUAAAUAAAUAACACAAAAAAAAAACAAAGAUAAACUAGAAUUUUCUUUUGAUGCCAGUAUCGUGUUUUGUUUUUCUAAGACUUUAUAGUGGAGUAAAAUAUAAUGCAGAUCACUUUGAAUUAAGCCUGAUGUUGUUUUUGCCAUUUCAGUGUACAUUUCUAUGUUUGUAGUUUCUAUUAUAUCACAGCUACUAUCAACUGCAAUCAUGUUGCUUUUUUAUUUGCUGUCAGACUGCAAGGGCUUACAACUUAGGUAACUAAACAUUUGCAAAAAGAAGCUCUAAGAAUUAAGAAUCUAUAAUUUUCUGCAAAAAAAAGCAUUGUGUAUAUGUCAGCUUUGUAAAAGCUUUUGUUUUUGGUUAAUGUUAACCUUGCUAUGUUAGAAGCUGCAUUAGUAAAUUGUCACAUAUAAAACUGGUGUGAAUAAUCAGAAUUUUGUGAAGAGGAUGAUUAAAUCUUCCAUGCUAGAAGAAAAUUUAAGUUCAGGAUUCAGUUUAUUUAUCAUGAUUCAACACAAACUGGAAUGACAAAAGUAAAAGAUUGACUACAUUUUUAAGACAACGCCUAUUGAACAGCAACCACAACAGGAAGGUACUGAGAGAAGCAGAGAAAUGUUUCAUUCAUUAAAAUGAAAGUUUUAAAAGACUGCAGCUGCCAACUACUGGAAAUCAAAUCAUUUCUAGCUAUUUAGUUUGUAAAGCAUCUUAUUGAUAUGAUUUCCAGUUUCUCUGAACAAACUUCAUGUUUUCUAUUCAUAUGACAGGGUUAGUUUAUUUUUUUUUUGGAGUCAACAAUUUGACUACAUAAUUAAAGAUUUAGCUGCAAGGCAGUUAAAAAGAGAACAGAUGUUUGUAGAAAGUUUAUUGUAAGCUAAACAAUACAGCAUCUGUGACACGGAAACAUCUACAAUAAAGUAAAACUCAUCCUAUUAAUGUA